Messenger RNA from Filobasidium floriforme, 408 nucleotides. RefSeq lists its product as uncharacterized. The transcript has a single exon. The record is from RefSeq and is a predicted model, not a curated record. NCBI's taxonomy places the organism in Eukaryota, Fungi, Basidiomycota, Tremellomycetes, Filobasidiales, Filobasidiaceae. Bases 1 to 408 code for a protein of 135 amino acids.
AUGCCCUUCCCGCAGCAUCACCUCGGUCGCCAGCUCCGUCUCACCGCCAAGCGCUCCCCCCUCCCCGGUCCUCAAGCCCGAGCGCCCGCCCCGAAAGGCUCUAUCAGCACUGCCCGAAUGGGGAUGACCACCCUUCCUCCCUUCACAGCUCACCAGUUCAACCACAUGCUCAACAAGGUACCCACGAACUACCGCGAAAAGGCUUCGAGAACCACUUUUAGGCAAGAACAAGCUGGCCUCUUGGCUGGAUUCUGGGCCUGUAGUCUAGUUGGUUUCGGGUGUAUGUACACCACUGCUUUGUUGCUCGAAGAGAAUGAUGAUGGGGAAGGAUUGGCGGCGUUGCUGUUUGUACCGAAGCGAGUGGAAAAACCGGACACACACACACAUCUCUCGGGUGGGCUGCUUUGA